Messenger RNA from Procambarus clarkii (red swamp crayfish), 630 nucleotides. NCBI's taxonomy places the organism in Eukaryota, Metazoa, Arthropoda, Malacostraca, Decapoda, Cambaridae. The record is from RefSeq and is a predicted model, not a curated record.
AUGCCACCUACUGGAUGCCACCCACUGCAUGCCACCCACUGCAUGCCACCCACUAGAUGCCACCUACUGGAUGCCACCCACUGCAUGCCACCCACUAGAUGCCACCUACUGGAUGCCACCCACUGCAUGCCACCCACUAGAUGCCACCUACUGGAUGCCACCCACUGCAUGCCACCCACUGCAUGCCACCCACUAGAUGCCACCUACUGGAUGCCACCCACUGCAUGCCACCCACUAGAUGCCACCUACUGGAUGCCACCCACUGCAUGCCACCUACUGGAUGCCACCCACUGCAUGCCACCUACUGGAUGCCACCCACUAGAUGCCACCCACUGCAUGCCACCCACUGCAUGCCACCCACUAGAUGCCACCUACUGGAUGCCACCCACUGCAUGCCACCCACUAGAUGCCACCUACUGGAUGCCACCCACUAGAUGCCACCUACUGGAUGCCACCCACUGCAUGCCACCCACUGCAUGCCACCCACUAGAUGCCACCUACUGGAUGCCACCCACUGCAUGCCACCCACUAGAUGCCACCUACUGGAUGCCACCCACUGCAUGCCACCUACUGGAUGCCACCCACUGCAUGCCACCCACUAGAUGCCACCCACUGGAUGCCACCCACUAG